This is a messenger RNA of Sorex araneus (European shrew), 2883 nucleotides long. RefSeq names its product testis expressed 261 (gene TEX261). The coding region runs from base 94 to 684 and encodes 196 amino acids. Gene Ontology annotation, biological process: endoplasmic reticulum to Golgi vesicle-mediated transport. NCBI's taxonomy places the organism in Eukaryota, Metazoa, Chordata, Mammalia, Eulipotyphla, Soricidae. Gene Ontology annotation, molecular function: COPII receptor activity. The record is from RefSeq and is a predicted model, not a curated record. The transcript has 6 exons. Gene Ontology annotation, cellular component: endoplasmic reticulum membrane; Golgi membrane; COPII-coated ER to Golgi transport vesicle.
GGGACGCGGCGGCGGCGGCGGCGGCGGCGGCAGCGGCGGCUCCGUGUCGCCGGGGCCGAAGCGCGCAGGCCCGGCCCGGCGGUGGGGGGCGCCAUGUGGUUCAUGUACGUGCUGAGCUGGCUCUCGCUCUUCAUCCAGGUGGCCUUCAUCACGCUGGCCGUCGCCGCCGGUCUCUACUACCUGGCAGAGCUGAUCGAAGAGUACACGGUGGUCACCAGCAGGGUCAUCAAAUACAUGAUCUGGUUCUCCACUGCUGUGCUGAUUGGCCUCUACAUAUUUGAGCGCUUCCCCACCUGCAUGAUUGGCGUGGGCCUUUUCACCAACCUCGUGUACUUUGGCCUUCUUCAGACCUUCCCCUUCAUCAUGCUGACCUCACCUAACUUCAUCCUGUCGUGCGGCCUAGUGGUGGUGAACCAUUACCUAGCAUUUCAGUAUUUUGCAGAGGAAUAUUACCCUUUUUCAGAGGUCCUGGCCUAUUUCACGUUCUGUUUGUGGAUAAUCCCAUUUGCGUUCUUCGUGUCCUUGUCGGCGGGGGAGAACGUCCUGCCAUCCACCAUGCAGCCCGGAGAUGACGUGGUCUCCAACUACUUCACCAAAGGCAAGCGGGGCAAGCGCUUAGGGAUCCUGGUUGUCUUCUCCUUCAUCAAAGAGGCCAUCCUGCCCAGUCGUCAGAAGAUGUACUGACCCUCUGGCCAGGGGAUGCCGAGCAAGGCCGGAGGGCCGGAUGGGGGCGCGAGCCUGGAAGGCCUCUUUCCCUGGACUUGCCCCGGAGCUCCCAUCCCCGCUGUCCUUGGACUGUGCAGACCUGGGCUCAGAUCCGAUGCCACAUCACAUCAGGCUGUGACCUCAGAGGACGCUGGGGCGAGGGGCAGUCUGCCCUGCCGGGAGGCCCCAACCCCUACUUGCACAGCGGCUGAGCUCCCUCAGACCGGCCCGUGCGGGUCGGGUGGGGGGCGGGGGUGGGGUGGGGUGGGCUCAGUCAGAUUGGACCGGGCAAGGGCCAUGACGCUAGAGAACAGACCGUGACAGGUUCUCUGGGAAGAUGGCCACCGGAGGGCCACGGCCUGCCUCUCCGAAGAGAAGUAGUUUUUGCUGUUGAACUGUGAUUUCUGUCCAAGUGCUGAUUCCCCUUCGAAUAAAGAUUCUAGGUGGCCCUGAUUGCCUUAAUGCCCUGAGUCCCUCUCCCUCUCUGCCCGCUGCCCCCCUGCCCCGACCAGGUGGGGGCGUCCUUCCCAGGGCUUCUUGUCUGGGUUUUGGACUUGUCCUUUUGAAGGGACCACUCUUAGGAUUUGGGUGAGGACAGAAUGAGCAGUUGAGAGGGCCUGGGGCUGGCCGGAAAGGCAGCCUCUCAGCCCCCGCCAGCCCCACUUUUCAUCUCGUCUUCCCCUGGGGGGUCACUGAAUGGCCAGGCCGGGAGGUCUGAGGGGACCCCCUGGGACUGGGUUGGGUUUUCAUUAAGACCGUAAUAUUCUACUUCCAAGUCAGCCUCUGGGGCUGGGCGAGACGUGGCUGCUGGCUGAAUUCUAUCUUAGCUCAGGGAGAAACAAAACAUGAACGGGCUCCCGUGCAUCAGGGUGGGGACUGGACACGGCAGCCAGGCACUGCGGGAGCCUCAAGUACCCGUCAGCGCUGAGUGGGGCCCCCGGAGGGCCAUCCCUGCCCUGUCCUCUGCCCCACAUGGAUGCACUAGAUGUGUGGUUCUUGCAGGCUGCAGAAAGACCCCUGAAUGGACGCCUCCGACCCUGCCUCGGGUCCCACCAUACCCACCCCUUCCCCGCCUUCCUGUCUCCCACCAGAGUAGCACCCUGUGCUGUUUCUUGCUGGGAAUAAGAUUGCCAGGCCCUUUAUCCCGUGCAGACGAUGACAAGGGCUCUCCCUUGGCCCCUGCAGGCCGGGGCCCAGCCAGUGCUCCUCAAGGAUCAGCCUCCCCAGGGUGCCAGAGGCCUGUGUGCACCCCAGUCCAGGGACCCAUUUUCUCGCCUUCCUGCAUCUCGGCAGCCCCUGACGGGGAUGACGAACUGCACGGCUGCUGGCCUUGUGCUUCCUUGGCCCGGCGGGCAGCCCCUCCCCCUCCCCGGACAGGCUUCCCCUCUGGCCCCAGGCCCACUGGGCUUUCUCAGGGCUCCUUCCUGCACGUCACGGAGCAGCCCCGCCUGCUCAUGGCUGCAUGGACUCUGCCAAGGAAUCGAGUCUUCCAGACCCCCGUCCUCCCCCUGGUCUUCUGAGCCACAGUCCUGCCACCUUGUGGCUCCAUAGACAUAGAUGGCAACUCUUGUGACCCAGAGUGGCCCUUGCUUCCCCCCUCGGCAGACCUGCCUCUCCUGCCCCCACUGUGCCUGGGCACCAGCCUGCGGGUGUGUGAGCUCUCUGCCACCCGUCUCUGAGAACUGCUCCGUCCGCCUUGUGGACAGCUGUUUGGUUUACGCCACCCCUAGUCUCAUCAGCUAUCACCUGAUUAUUGUGACGAUGGCCUCUAGCGUCUUUGUCCCAGAUCAGUGGAAAGGCAGUUGGUCAGGUCACUUCCUGGUCUACAACCCCGCCCCCACCCACUGCCCUGGCCACCAAGUCCAGACUCCUGGGCGCCUGGUCACUGCAGGCCUCGUCACCUGGACCCUGCAGGCCGGGGCCCAGCCAGUGCCCAAGCUGCCGCAGUGGUUCUUCCUUUCACUCCCCUGGGCCUGCCUUCUCCCGCUGUUCCCAACUUGAGUUUGCCUCUUCUGAGGAACUUCCACUGUCCCUUUCCCAGAGAGACUUUGCCCGGUCACCACUCACUGUCUCUCCCCACUAGACUGUAAGCUCCUUGAGGGCAGGGACCGCCCUUCUGUUUUUAUGUCAACAGUGUCUGGCUGUUGAUAACAAACAAUAAAUGUUUGUUUAAUGACA